Messenger RNA from Rhea pennata, 1679 nucleotides. It is a transcript of the gene SYT10, whose product is annotated as synaptotagmin 10. Bases 1 to 1569 code for a protein of 522 amino acids. The record is from RefSeq and is a predicted model, not a curated record. Gene Ontology annotation, molecular function: calcium-dependent phospholipid binding; calcium ion binding; phosphatidylserine binding. The transcript has 7 exons. Gene Ontology annotation, cellular component: plasma membrane; exocytic vesicle. Lineage: Eukaryota; Metazoa; Chordata; Aves; Rheiformes; Rheidae. Gene Ontology annotation, biological process: regulation of calcium ion-dependent exocytosis; cellular response to calcium ion; regulation of dopamine secretion.
AUGAGUUUCCCGGCGGAGGACGGCGUGGGCAGCCUGUGCCACAAGGCGCUGCAAAUCAUCUCCGAGCUGUGCCUCGGCGGGCAGGUGGAGCGGGAGAAGUGCGCCGGCAUCUUCCCGCUGGAGACCGCCCGCCAGGGCAUCGGCGGCACAGACAUCUCAGUGAGUCUGUUAGCAGUAGUCGUCAGCUUCUGCGGGCUCGCCUUGCUGGUAGUCUCGCUUUUUGUCUUUUGGAAGUUGUGUUGGCCCUGCUGGAGAAGCAAACCUCUCACUUCUAAUGCCAGUAAUAUCCCUCAAAGCAACUCCAGUGCUCCUACAGAGGUUUUUGAGACCUGUGAGAAAAAAGAAGUUAAAGAAAAUGGAAAGUCUUCAACAAAGGUACUUGAAGCUGCAUUGAAAAUUAGCCACACUUCACCUGAUAUACCAGCAGAGGUCCAGAAUGCACUGAAAGAACAUCUGAUCAAACAUGCACGCAUGCAGAGGCAGAUCACUGAGCCUACAUCAUCAUCAAGGCACAAUUCUUUCAGGAGGCAUUUACCAAGGCAGAUGCAAGUGUCCAGUGUUGAUUUUAACAUGGGGACAGAUCCAGUUUUACAAAGGGGAGAGACAACAACCAGCAUUGGGAGAAUAAAACCAGAACUCUACAAACAGAAGUCUGUGGAUUCUGAUGGGCAGCAAGAAGAUGUGAAAACCUGUGGAAAACUUAAUUUUAUUCUCCGGUAUGAUUAUGAAAAUGAACUUCUUGUUGUCACAAUUGUCAAAGCCUUAGAUCUGCCUGCUAAAGACUUCACAGGAACAUCCGACCCCUACGUUAAGAUUUAUCUGCUUCCAGAUAGGAAAAAGAAGUUUCAGACACGAGUUCACAGAAAGACAUUAAAUCCUGUCUUUGAUGAAAUCUUUCAGUUUCCUGUAGCCUAUGAUCAACUCAGCAACAGGAAAUUGCAUUUCAGUGUUUAUGAUUUUGACAGAUUUUCUAGACAUGACAUGAUUGGGGAAGUUAUUCUUGAUAACCUUUUUGAAGUCUCAGAUCUCUCCAGGGAAGCCAAUGUAUGGAAAGACAUCCACUGUGCCACCACAGAGAGCAUAGAUUUGGGUGAGAUCAUGUUUUCCCUUUGUUAUUUGCCUACUGCUGGGAGAAUGACAUUAACAGUCAUCAAAUGUAGAAAUCUCAAAGCAAUGGAUAUAACUGGCUCAUCAGAUCCAUAUGUCAAAGUAUCACUAAUGUGUGAAGGUCGAAGGCUGAAGAAGCGGAAAACAACUACAAAGAAGAACACACUCAAUCCAGUUUAUAAUGAGGCCAUCAUCUUUGAUAUCCCUCCAGAGAAUGUGGACCAGGUCAGCCUCUCCAUUGCAGUGAUGGAUUAUGAUCGAGUGGGGCACAACGAGGUCAUUGGGGUAUGUCGGACAGGAAUUGAUGCUGAAGGACUUGGAAGAGAUCAUUGGAAUGAAAUGUUGGCUUACCCACGUAAACCAAUAACUCACUGGCAUCCACUAGUAGAGUUGCCUGGCCGAGCAACCAGUUUUGAUAGCCAGGGAUCUUGUUCUUCACCAAAACCACCACUUACGCCCUAAGGCACAAGAAUGGAUUCAUCAAGUUCAGUGUCCAAAGCUCCCAUGUAGCUCACAUCUACGUUAACACAAGGUUUGGCUUCCGCAGAUGAACUGUAUCCAUAUUUUUGUAU